Molecule: messenger RNA, 1197 nt
Organism: Plasmopara halstedii
Lineage: Eukaryota; Oomycota; Peronosporomycetes; Peronosporales; Peronosporaceae
Product: glutathione gamma
Exons: 1
Coding region: 1-1197 (398 amino acids)
Biological process (GO): response to metal ion; detoxification of copper ion; cellular detoxification of cadmium ion
Molecular function (GO): metal ion binding; glutathione gamma-glutamylcysteinyltransferase activity
Source: RefSeq, a predicted model, not a curated record
AUGUGGUCACGAACCAUCAAACUACCAACUCGCUUCGAGACCCAUUUAAAACUUUUACUGCGAAAAGAGAAACAUUUACCAAGUGUCUCAACUGUCUGCUUGAAACUUCAAGUCCGAACGCCCCACCAUCGUCAUACAGCUGCGUGUGUGACGGGCCACAGGCUGAACACUUAUUAUCUACAGUCUGAACUUGACUCUUCAAACCCGACCCGUUUAGCUUCGCCUUUUCGUAAUAUUCAAUCGAUUAAAUUAGUAAGAAUUACGCCAAACACUUUAGAGUGUAAACAGCUCAUGGACAUGGAGUGUGGCUGCAAGAUGAAACGGGAAAAGGAGAGACAGGAGAGAGAGGCACUUAAUAUGGCUGAACAAUGCUUUCGGAAUCAAGAUAAUCAAGAGAAGGAUCAAAACAAGAGGCUUGUAAUGGACAGCUCGACAACCAGCGCACUUCAGAGUAGUUUUCACCGACGACAUUUACCACAAGACUGUAUCGCUUUUUCCAGCCCAGAUGGUCGUAAGCUCUUUACUGAGGCGAUCAACUGUAGUACGAACUACAUGCAGAUUUACUUUCCACUGGCUGAACAAUUUAUUACGCAAGCAGAACCUGCUUUCUGUGGUCUUGCUACGCUUGCUAUGUGUCUAAAUGCACUGCAAAUCGACCCUGGUAGACUCUGGAAAGGACCGUGGAGAUGGUUUAGUGAAGAGCUAUUCGACUGUUGUACGUCCCUUAGUGUCGCCAAAGAAAAAGGGAUCAGUUUGUCGGAGUUCAUAUGCCUUGCACGCUGUAACGGUGUGAUUACAGAGGACUACCGAGCCACAAGUGACUUUACACUGGAGCAAUUUCGAGAGAUUGUCAAGCACAGUUGUGCUACAAGUUCCGAGAUUGUGGUGCUAAAUUACAGUCGCAAGGUACUCGGACAGACUGGAGACGGACACUUUUCACCAAUUGGGGGAUACCACGCCGAGAAAGACAUGGUACUUCUGAUGGACGUCGCAAGAUUCAAGUACCCACCACAUUGGGUAAAAAUCUCGCGCGUAUUUGAAUCGAUGCAGCUGAUUGAUCCGUCGAUGGAUUUGCCUCGUGGAUUAGCCGUCUUGAAAAUUCCAGUAGUACCAGCUCCACAGCCGUGCUGCUAUAGCUCGUCGUCGAUCGAAUCGAUGCGUUGCAUGACCGACUUUACUCUUACUGCACAACGCUAG